This is a messenger RNA of Thrips palmi, 1421 nucleotides long. Its product is annotated as ADP-ribosylation factor-like protein 6-interacting protein 4. The coding region runs from base 345 to 1076 and encodes 243 amino acids. The record is from RefSeq and is a predicted model, not a curated record. The transcript has 3 exons. Lineage: Eukaryota; Metazoa; Arthropoda; Insecta; Thysanoptera; Thripidae.
CUCACCCUCCCCCUCUCCUACUCCAUCUCCCCUAAGAUCUCCAUUUUGCUUCCUGUCAGUCUCUUGAAAAGACAUAUAAGUCUCUUGACACCACAACUGUUGACGUUCUUUAUAUUUAACUCAGUUGUCCUAAAAAAAGUGACCUUUCAGUAUUUGCAUGUGGUCCGCGAGGACCCUGAAAUUUAUCGUCAAUAUAUUUUGGAUACCUAACCUUUACCUCAUGUUUACAUGGGCCAAGGCACCCAAGUGCCUCACCGCCGAAAACUGACCUCUGGAUUGACAGCAUUUAACCCCUCAUUAUCAUAAUAACGGAGACUGAAUUCAGUUCGUAGUUACACUCUGAGAUGUCAAAGAAAAGAUCUCACUCUCCUUCCUCCAGUGACUCCGAGUCUAGUUCUUCUAGCAGUUCUUCCUCAUCAUCAAGUGACAGUUGUCAAAGAAGUAAACGGAGCAGAGAUAGAAGUCGUAGCAAACAUGACAGAGCAACUUCCAGCACGAGCCGAAAAUAUGAUUUUGAACAUUGCCAUAAACUAAAGGACAACCCAAACCAGAAGAGUAGAAAGAGAGAUGACAGUAGCAGUUCAUCAUCUUCAUCUGAUUCUGAUGACCAGAAGAGAAAGAAGAGGAAAGAACAAAAGAAAAUUAAGAAGGAAAAGAAAAGGCUGAAGAAGAAAAAGAAAAAAGAAUUAAAGAAAGAAAAGAAAAAGUUGAAGAAAGCUGCCAAAAAAGCUAAGAAGUUAGCUAAAAAGAAUGAAGUGAAGGUAGCUGUGCCGGCUGUGGCCAUUCCUACAAUCUCUGCCCCACCAUUGGGCCCUGCACCUGGACCCCCAAUUCCAGAAUUGUCCGACCGAGCAAUGGCUAUGAAGCCUAUGACCAAAGAAGAAUGGGACAAGCGACAGCAAGUCAUCCGGAAGGUGUAUGAUGAAGAGACUGGAAGACAUAGAUUGAUAAAAGGUGAGGGUGAAGUACUUGAAGAAAUUGUAACUAGAGAUCGUCACCGAGAAAUCAAUAGAAAAGCAACAAAGGGAGAUGGGGCUUACUUUUUAGCCCAUCUCAAUUCGAAGAUCUCAAGGUAAUUAAUUGUUAUUUAGAUGUGCAGAACAGAAAGUUAAAAAUUUCUGAGAUGCAGGUAGAUAUUUUGUGGGUGAAUAAAGUUCAUUCACUGUCAAAAUUAAUUUGUUUUAUACAUACAUUAUACAGUUAAAAUAAAAAAAAAAUUAUAACAGUAUUUACAGAUUAAAACAAGCAAUGCAGUCUAGCUCCACAUGCAGUGCUGAAUCUUACACUUGAGCCUGUUUGAUAAUCAUUAUCAUACAAUGGUUGAUUAUGAAAACAAAAGUAAUUGAACCUGUAAUAAGGAUUUAAUUGUAAUAUUGAAAGGCCUACGUAGAAGUGAAAGACAACUGAGUCAUAACUUUAAA